Messenger RNA from Parnassius apollo (apollo), 7833 nucleotides. The record is from the annotation of a GenBank genome assembly. NCBI's taxonomy places the organism in Eukaryota, Metazoa, Arthropoda, Insecta, Lepidoptera, Papilionidae.
AUGUUGUUUGGUCGUUUCAGGCGUGGCAUGGACAAGGAGAAUGGUGAGGGUGGCGAUGCGGCCGGCAAGCCGCCGCCCGACGGCUUGCUGGACGCCGCUGGUUUAUUCGGAGCAUACUGGGGCCGCGAAGGUUCCGGAGGCGGCGCGGCGGCUGCGCAGGCGCAAGCCCAGGCGCAGGCGCAGGCGGCGCUUUUCGGCUUCGGCUCUCGCUACCCGCCACCUUCGACCCUCGGCGUCGCUGCCAACCAAGCCGCCUCCCUCGGAAUCCAUCCAGCUGCCAGUGCGGCGUGGUGGUCGAUGGCAUCACAUCUAGCAGCGCAGGACUAUUUAGCUCGUUUGCAAGCCUCCGGUCUAAAUUUUCCACCGCUUGGCGAUCCCUACUCAGCCCUAUCCGCAUUGUCUGGGGCUAGUGCUGGAAUGAAACAACCACCUAAGCAUCCCAAACAACCCAUCCGUAAUGAUAGUAGAUCAGGUAGAAGUAGCAGCGGUACGUCAUCAAGUGCAUCAAUGAAAGAUAAGAGUCCUUCAACUAGCGGCGCCAACUCGCAGCCAACCAUGAGUGAGUGGGGAACUUCGUACGGAUUCCCGAAGACGUCAUCUCCGUCGACGAUGCACUCCCAAGCGUCGCUAUCAAGCCUGGCCUCCCUCAACAGCUUGGUGUCAGCACCGCAUCAGUCCAAACCCUCCAGCAAACCUCCACCUGCACCUACUCCACCCAGAAAGAGCUCAUCAAGUUCAUCUGGCAAAAGCAAAGACCGUGAUCUCGCUCUAUUACGUGGCGAUCUAAUGUUAGCUCAAGCGGCAGCUCAUGGCGCCUAUCAUGCUGCGGUUGCCGCUGCCACCAAGGGAAAGAAUAUGUCACCACUAGGAUACCCUUUUGGAAUGCCGGGCUCAGACAAAGAUCGACAUUCGAGCAUUGAUUCCCUCACAGGUCUUCCACACACCAUACUCAGUGACCCAUCAUCGGUGCUAGGGGGCGUCCGUCUCCCACCUGACACGGAAAUUAUCAAAUACACCUCGUCCCUAGCAGGACCAAAGGUUCCCCCAGGGACGACAAACCGCGGUCGCAAGAAAACCAUAUCGCUUGACCCGCCGCAAGUCUCUGUUCACCCUUCAGCCGGUGAUAGGUCCACGCCGUUACCGAACAAGCGUCCUAAAGUUGAGGAUUACGGCAGUUCCCGGUCAUCUGUGGAGGUGAUCCGGUUGCCGGGCAAAGCUGACAGAGCGGGGGGCCCGCUGGCGGGCACGCCGCCGCCCAACCUGGCGGACUACGCCGGCAUCUCGCGCGAAUUGCUGCAGACCAUCGCCAGCCAGAGCGGCGUCAGCUUAGCGGCGCUCGAACGCCAGCUAGCUGGCGCCCAGCCCGCCUCAGAUUCCGGUCUUAACCUGAGCACAAAAUCAGCAUCGUCGGAAGAUGCACCAUUAGACCUGGGCGUCAAAACGGCAGCUGAUGAAGAUGCUCCACUAAACCUAUCAUUGAAGCCUACGCCGCCAAGCACGCAGGCUUCAGAUGCGUUGUCCCGUCUCACUUCUCUGAGCAGCUCUCUAAAUUCCUCCUCCAAUAAUGACAGAAUAUCUCGCCGCAAACCAGGGGCGAAACCCCGCCGAGUAGCGCCUGAACUGAACUCUCAGGUAGCUGAAUCACCACGACCUAAAUCCAGCGGUAGCGAGGAUAGUGAAUCUGUUAGCGGUUGGCCGUCGCGCGAGGGUCGGCCUAGGAACUUGGGCCGUGGCGUGAGCAAGCCCAAGAAGAACACGGUGGCGUCGCUGUUAGCCCAGAGCCGUGCGCUCGGACUACGCCCUGCACUCGCGCACCAGCUGCUCGCCGAGACCGACCUGGAGAAGCUGCGGUCGCUGCUGGGCGAGGGCGCGAGCACGGACUCUGAGUGUCCGUCGGACAGCGGGCCGUCGGACUCGGACGCCAGCGACCCGGGCCGCCGCCACGACGCGCAGCUGCGUCUGCCGCUCGCGCUCGGUUGGAAACGUGUGACGCUAAUCAAAGGACUGUCACGUAACUGCAACAUAAAAGGCGACGUGAGCUACACGCCGCCCGAGCCGCACACCGGACUUGCUAUCAAGUCCACACAAGAACUUACCACGUUCCUGGAAUCGAAUCCGUGUCCGCCACUAACGACGGACAACUUCAGCUUCAGUGCACGCUCGUUAUUAGGCGAGUACGUACAGCCUGCUCCUGAUCUGGGAGAACCGCUAAUAUUUAAUGAAGCUGAAAUCACGAAAAGGUUGGAAGAGGCGCGCGCGCUGGCAGCGGUGAGCGCGCCACGGCCGACGCCGCCGCCGGUGGAGCGGCGCAUCGAGCUGGCGCGCCGACAGCAGGCUGCGCGAGACGCGCGCCGCGACAACGCGCCGCGCCGCGACCACGCUCGUCUUGUACGAGAGUUAGAAAGAUCCGAAAGGGCUGAACUUGCGAAAAGGGAAAAAGAAGUACGAAGUCAGCAGCUGUUAGAGCAUAUCAACAAGAACCGAACGCAGCUUACCAUCGAGCCGCUGCCGUCAGUACAGAAAAUGAAUACCGAUUCCAAUGAAUGGAAAAUUCCUGAAAUAGUGAUGGGCCCUGCUGUUAAAACCAACAAAGACCGCACUAUGCCACCAAUUAGUCUAUCCCUAAUACCUGUCAGUGGACCGAAAGAUAAUCAAAAUGUACCAAUAAAAACAUUGAAUUUUGACCAGAGUGGCUGGAAAGAGGAGAUUGAAGAGUAUAACGCUCUAGAUAAAAUGAAAGAUUUCGCAGAAAAAGCUGCUUUCGAUUUACCGAAACGACCAAAAGAUAAAUAUUUUGAUUUUACGUUAAUGAAAGCAGCAGAAAAGAAAACAAAGGUGCCAGAUAAAGAAAACAAGUUAGAGAAAUUAAUCGAAUCAUAUUCGAGAAUCAGUGAAUUCAUAAACGGCUGUGAUUGGUCGAAAUUAGAAGGUGAUAGUAAAACAGAAGAUCCUAAGAGCCUCGAGCAGAAAUACUUAGAUGCCAAAAACGAAUUUAUGUCUCAAAAUCUAAUGCUAAUGCCAAAAGAUACUCAAAAAUCUGUCUUGAAAGAAGUCAUAGACCUUAGUUGUGAUGAUGAGAAUAUUCUUAAUGAUAUUAUAACGAAAAAGAUCAGUCAAGGAACAUUUAACGUAGGGAAAGAUGGUGCGCUAUCUAUUUCUGUACAUCCCUUCGGCAGUAAGGACAUGUACUUGGCUAAGAAACGGAAACAGGAGGAGUUAGAGAAGCAAAAAAUAGAGGAUCAGGCGAAAAGGCAGCAGGAAAGAGAACUAAAACGACAGCAAGCUAUUCUGUUAAAAGAACAGGAGCGCGAGCGGCGGCGGCAGCACACCACGUUCGUGCGGCAGCUGGACGCGCGGCGGCGCUGGGCCGAGCGCGAGCGCCGCAAGCACCAGAACCUGCUCGACCGCCUGCUCGCCAAGGAGCGCAAGUUGCAGCAGCGCCGCCGCGAGAUGGAGCUGCUCGCGGAGCUCAGGAGGCCUCAAGAAGACUCAACGCUAUCAGAUCAGAAACCCCUACCCACACUAAAUAGGAUUCCGGGUCUUAAGCUGCCCGGCCAAGCCAUGGCAGACUUACUACAAGUUUACGAGUUCAUUAACAACUUUGGACAAACUCUUGGCUUCGACGUGGAGUCGCUGCCGAGCCUGCAGACGCUGCAGUGUGCGCUGCUGGCGGAGUGCAGCGCCGACGCCGAGGACGAGCUGCUGCAGGUGCUCACGCAGCUGCUCGUCUGCGCCAUCGAGGACCCGGGUAUCCCCCAUCCAGGCCGCCACACGACGCUGUUGGGGCAAGCUAUCCGCAUGGGCGACAUCACCCCCGCCAACCUCAGCGAGGUUCUACGUAUUUACCUUUACGCCAAUGCCACCGGGGAAAUCAAGGCGCUUACUGGUCUAACAGCCGAGCGAGAACGAGAGCGCAGAGUUGCAGACCAUCACCAGAACGACGCGGAGAUGCAACACACUUGUUCCAACACCAAAAAUGCCGCUUACUACGAGCAUUUGCAUAAUAACUCAACAUACAAACUGUCUGAAACGCUUCGUGAUAAGCCAUUCCUCGCUCUAAACCCAACCACAAAAGCGCGCAUGUUGGCGUACUUGUGCGACGAGUUGCUGCAGAGCAAGGCCGUGCUGCGUCAGAUAGACGCUUCGCUCGAUCACCUCAACCAACUGCGCAAAGAACGAUACCUCAUGGACAUGAAAAUUCGAAAAGUGCGAGUUCUGCACCAGCGCAAGUUACGCGCCGAGCAGGCGGAAAAGCAACAGGCGCUGGCACUGGAGCGCAUGCAGCGCCUCGUCGAGGAGAGCACCGCUAUCAACACCGUGCUGCCACAUCUACCCGAAGAAGAUCAUUCUAUGAGCGACAAGAGUGAAACGCCGAAGAAACUUGACAAGGUCGAGUCGCCGCAUUUGGAACACGAGACAAAUAAACAACCAGAAUUACCGUCCCCAUACAAAGACCAUGCACCUAUUGAAGAAAGUGACAAAGAACUAUCGCCCUUAAAAGAUCUCUCAAACAGUAUAAAGACUAAGGAGAUAUUAAACAACAAUAAAGACGAUUGUUCACCGCCAGAUAAUUCUAAAAUUGAUAAAGAUAGUGUGAUAGGUGAUUGUGAUGCAAUAUUGAGUGACUUGGAAAGUGAAGGAACCCAACCAGAGGAGGACGAAGACAAAAAUCUCUCAUCAGAAGAACUCGCUCGUAAACUGGAGAAACUAUUAAGGCAGUCAGAACAACAGCUACAGCAGCUUUCAGCUGGCUCACACGCACUUAGAGCGACAUGUUAUGGACAAGACAGGUAUUGGCGACGAUACUGGUCACUAGGCAAGAGCGGGGGAAUAUAUGUGGAAGCCAUGGAAUCAGCCCAACCUGAGAUCUUAGCCUACCAAGAAGCGUUAGAAGCGGCUGCUUUGAAAGGGCAGCCUUUAAGUGAUACUGCAAAGAGAAAGAAAAAAGGCUCAAAGGACAAGAAAGAAGUACCCGAUGAGAAGCAAGAAGGAGAAAGCGAAGCGCAACGACAAGAAGAAGCGCUACAGAGCGAGCUGGAGCUCCGUAAUAUUAAAUCUGAACUGAAUCUGAGUGACCAUACGCAGAUCAUUAAGUACGAGCCUAAUGUGAAGCAUGGCACUUGUAAAGUUGAAGGUUCUUCAAUAAAAAUGGAAGAGAAGUAUAUCCAGCAAAAACAGAACAAAGAAGAAGAAGAUUUAUUAGAUAUUGAAGACUCCAUUCCCACCGCUUUCCUAGUCCAAAAACCAACUCACAAACCAAUGUUUGCAACACAAGCCGAACCUAUGGAUAAGCCUCAAGAAAUUGUUAAAGUAGAAAACGUUGUUAAAACAGAAUCGACAGAAAAAGAAGUUGAAGAAAGUAAAGAUGAACUAGUCAACAAUCUAGAAGAACUGAGGAAAAUGGCGGAAGCCGUUUCAUCUCAAUUAGAUGCAGCUAAAAAAGCCGAAGAAAAAUUGAAGGAAGAGGCUGAGGUCAAAACUAAAAAAGAGCUCCUCGAUGCCGAAAGUGCACACGCGCAACUUUACAUGAAAAUGCUUGAAGGAAAAUGGUUCUCAAUUUUAAGGCAUGAGAGUUCAUAUUUGACAAAUAUUAACGACGAAAAAUCACAUGAGCAAAAGAUACCAGAUUUUUGUGACAAUGAGCACACAUGCUCAGAGGUAGUUAUGUGCCAAGGUCAUAAAUGGGAUGUAUCUAACAAUUUGCAUUUGCUUAAUGAUCCUAGUUUAUUUACGCUAAACAGCAUGGUCACCAGUGUUCAAGUACCUACUAAUAACAUUUACACAGACUCCAGUUUGACAAUGUCUGGUCUGGAUCAAGAAAUGAUGGAUGCUAGUAUAAAUAGAGAAGAUAAUGAACAAGAAGAGGAGAUGGAAGAAGAUAACAAAGAACAAGAUAACGACCUUGAAAAAGAACUACAAGCGGAUUCUGCAAAGUUAGAAGCAGCGGCUUUAAAAGCGAAGGCUUCGGGUCUAACAAGCCUAGGCCUUCUGAAUUUUAACGCCCUGUCCACAUAUGUGACGUGUGACAGUCCACCGCCAAUUCACAUGUCCCCUGAGGAGAUGGAGCAGUUGGAACAUUGCAAAGUGCAUGGACUGCCUAAGAAAUUGGAAGGUGGAUUCGUGCCUAGAGAACUUAGGCACGGCUGGUGGCGCCUGGCGGCGAGCGAGCUGGGCGGCGUGCUGCGCGCGCUGCAUACGCGCGGCGUGCGCGAGCGAGAACUGCACGCUGCGCUCACGCACCACCCGCCCACCUUCCCGGAACACGCACAUAUUGACAAAACCGACACAACGAAUAUGGAAGUCACUCCAUCAACUGGCGAAAAACCAGAUCAAGACUUUCCUCCACCUGAUUCACCAAACUCAUUCUGCGCUACUACAGCACGCCGCGUUGACAUGCAGCUAUUAGCUAUGGUUGAAGGGUUAGAAGAGAGAGUAGCAGCGGCGUCAAUACAAGUGAAAGGCUGGCGACCAUCACGUUUGCCUCUCCCUGAAGAAGCUACUGGAGCUGAAAUAGUAGCCCGAGCACGGCACAAGUUGGCUUCAGUCGAGGCACACAUUGAGAGGAGAUAUCUCAAACCGCCUUUGGUACAAAGUACCACAGAAGCCACAUUAGGAGCGGUAUUGCAAGGAGAAUAUGGUAAUGCUUCCGUCACGUCACCGCAGAAUUCCGAUGCGAAUGAAGGGAAAGACAGGGGUAUAGCCCGAGGAUUGGCAACAUGGCGUGAGGCUGUUGCUCGCUGCAAUACGUCAGCACAGCUCGCCAUGUUACUGCAGGCCUUAGAGGCAGCUAUUGCCUGGGACAAGAGCAUCAUGAAAGCCAAUUGCCAGUUUUGCUUGUCUGGAGACAACGAAGACCAGUUAUUGCUUUGCGACAGUUGUGAUAAGGGUUAUCAUACCUAUUGCUUCAAGCCUCGCAUGGAGAAGAUACCUGAAGGCGAUUGGUACUGUUGGGAGUGCGUGAACAAGGCGCGCGGCGAGCGCGUGUGCAUCGUGUGCGGUGGCGUGGCGGCCGGCCGCACCAUCCCGUGCGCGCUGUGCGUGCGCGCCUACCACCAGGACUGCCACUACCCGCCGCUCACCAAGAACCCGCGUGGCAAAUGGUACUGCUCGCAGUGCAUUUCACGCGCACCUCCAAAGAAACCACGAAAUACAAAGAAGCGAGAAAGCAAACAUAAGGACAACAGCAUCGACCUUGACCAGAGUAUGGUUCCAAGCCCGGCAGCAUCGCAGGCGUCCACCUCGACGACAGCAGAAGAGUGCGCGGCAAGCGUGCUGCACACACCCGAGAAGCAUGACGAUCGCGACGAGCCGCUCGCCGAGCCGGAGAACGGUCUUAACCACCACCCUGUCGGCGAAUUAACGGAAGACGGCCAGCCGCCUGAGAAACGACGCGCAUUGCAGUUUGGCGGAAACGGAGCCUUGCAACACGAUGAAUCGGAUCACAUGGACGUAGAGGACGUCAAUUCAGAGAACAUGCCUUUGGUGCCGCGAGGGAAAAAAGAGAAAACCAGUGCCAAAAAACAACUUAAGGAAUUACAGUUUUGCAAAAAUUUGCUGUGUGAGAUGGAGUGCCAUGAGCACGCGUGGCCAUUCUUAGUGCCGGUAAACACGAAACAGUUUCCGCAGUAUCGCAAAGUAAUCAAGUGUCCCAUGGACUUGUCCACUAUUAGGCGCAAGCUUCAAGAUGGAUUCUACAAGUGCAAGGAGGAGUUCGCGUCGGACGUGCGACUGAUCUUCAGCAACUGCGAGGUGUUCAACGAGGACGACAGCCCGGUGGGGCGCGCGGGCCACAGCAUGCGCCAGUUCUUCGACGCGCGCUGGCCGCACGCGUGA